AUGGUUGGGGAGCUGGUCGAUGCACUUUCUACGGGCCGGAAACGAGCUGUUCCGGGUGCUGCUUUGGGUUUUAGUGUUGUGAUGCAACAAGCAAAGAAUGCUCUGGAGCCAUAUUUUGCACAGCUUGUGCCCAAACUAUUCCGGUAUCGUUACGAUCCCGAUCUGAAAGUGCAAGCCUCGAUGCGUACAAUCUGGCAGGCAUUGACAAGCUCCAAGAAGAAUGUGACAGAAGAGUAUGCGGAUGCUAUUUUCAAGGAACUUUUAUCAACACUUACGGAUGCGCAAUGGCGUACACGUGAAUCAAGCUGUUUAGCACUGGCCGAUUUGUUGAGUGCGCGCUGCACCAGUGCAAUGACGCAACGUUUUGGGGAACUCUUCGAGAGUUUAUUUCGGGAAUCGGUACGUGUUGCAGCUGCACGUGCUGUCUCAACUGUUGCCAAAGUAACCGUACGAAAAUGCUCAUCAGCUAAUGGCGCAGAAGCAACAUCACUUCUUGGAGUGGUACUUCCAGUUAUUGUUGAUAAAGGAGUUCGAUCGGGCGUAAAAAAUAACAGGAUGCUAAGUUUGAAGAUUUUAAUGGAUAUUUCGAAAGAAGCUGGUUCGGCACUACACGAACAUCUGAAUGUACUGGUGCCAUGCCUGCUGGAUUCGUUAAGCGAGACCGAAUCAACAGUACUCAAUUAUGUUGCUGCGCGAUCGAAUCUUGAUGAGCUGGAAGUGGUGGGUUGUUCAUUUAAAGAAAAAAUAUAUAUUGAAUUAAUUAAGAAUUGGGCGGAUUUAUUCCUGCUUUUAACACUGAGUUAA
Messenger RNA from Gongylonema pulchrum, 804 nucleotides. NCBI's taxonomy places the organism in Eukaryota, Metazoa, Nematoda, Chromadorea, Rhabditida, Gongylonematidae. The record is from the annotation of a GenBank genome assembly.